AAUCACUCCAACCAACAAGCAGAGGGCGUCGCACACAAAGUGCAACCAUGCACGCUCGCCCUGAACCUGUUCCUGUUGUGGCUAGCCUCCCGGUUUUCUCUUUUUCCCAUCUGUCUUCUUCAAAGCCCCUUCCUUCCUCCUCCGAUCCAGACAGAGGACAACCUGAACCCUUCAACGCUUGUGUGCGCCGGCCACCGACAUUAAAUCUUGUCCCAUACAUCAACUUGCUGGUCGCGUGACAACACCUAACGACGGCCAUUGCAGUCUACAACUCUCUCAUCUUGACCUUGGACAACCACAUUCGAUCGCAACGAGGCCGGACAUACUUCUGCCGCUCUCUAGUACUUCUGGCUGCCUUCAUGGCUGCCCACGAGCACUAUAGAACAACCUGAUAUUCGAACUUCAAGGCCCCUUCAUAUUUGGCGACCGUCUGCAGGCUUAUUAACGACAUCUCUCUCCGAAAACAACACUCAGACUUAUCCGGUUACGGUCUGGUCACGGAAUGGAUGAAGCACCGCCGCCUCCUCCGCCGCCCCACGGGAAGAACCCCAAAACAUCGGCUGGCUCAAGUGCUCUUCCGCCUAGGAAAUACGAUGUCUUUAUCAUACCGGAGCACUCUGCUGGCGCGGGGUUUCUAUACCUACCAUCAUUGCAACCGCAAUGGAACAGCUUCUUUGCUGGUGUCAUCUCCACCCUCGCUGCACUGCUUCUAAGGAAAGCGCUGACGCCGGCUUUUCUGUCAUGGUGGCACAGCGGGAUGGGCAGUGUUGGAUUGUCAGUACUCCUGGUUGUGGUAGCGGUGGGAUCUUGGUCUCUCGGCCGAUCUACAAGCAACAUAAAGCUGGGGUCGGGAAGCGACUGGCAAAAGACAACCGGCGAAUCCGAUGCCUCUGGGGCGUUCAAGACAGCACCCCCUUAUGAAGACUUCAAGUCUACGCACGCGCCGCCACCACGUCCCCCUACACCUCCCACGGAUCCCGAGACUCCGGCCGAUGAGUGGUCGCGUCCUUCGUGGAAGGAGCACAAUGACGCGGAACCGGAACCACAUGUUGAGCCCGAGCCGGAGCCGGAACCCAAGGCCAAGCACAGACCACAAUCCCCAACACAAACUCGAUCGCACAAGAGACCGCAGUCUCCCACACAGACAAGGUCACACAGGAGACCUCAGUCCCCUAUCCAAACUCGGUCUCACACCAAGUCCCAGUCUAAAUCCCACUCCAAGACACAAGCAAGAUCGCAGCCGAGACCCCAGCCACCGCCAGAGCCUGAGCUUCGUCCUGAAGAUGAUCCGGAUUACGAACAGGAGCCAGUGCCGGAGCCGCCUAGACAGGAGUCAGUCGACUCCCAAGAGCCUCCGCAUGGGCCUCCCACUCCUCUUGACCCUGAAAAUCCAACCAAGUCGGAAGUUUCCUCAAAGGGCGCCUGGGAAAAGGCGAGAGAGGAGACUAGAAGGCGGGAGGAGGAGCGUAAGGCCAGGGAAGCCGAACUCAAGAGGCGCGAUGAUGCGGCUCGCCGUCUGCGUGAGCUCCGAGAACGUGAUGCGCGUGAGCGCGAGAAACGAGAGAAGGAGGCCCGUGAGAAGGAAGAAAGAGAGAGGGAGCGCAAGGAACAAGAGGCUCUGGAGAAAGAGUGCCUGGAGCGCGAGAUUAGAGAAAAGGUGGAACAGGAACUGCGCCAAAAGGCCGAAUGGGAGGCCAAGGAACUCGCUGCUAUAGAAAAGGAGCGAUUAGCAAGAGAACGGGAGGCCAAGGAACGCGAACGCCAAAUCAAGCUGGAACAAGAAGCCAGACAACGUGAACGGGAGAGGCUCCUGCGCGAGCAGCUGACGCGUGAGCGCGAAGCCAGGGAGCGUGAAGCCAAAGAACGCGAGGAAAAGGACCGCGAGGCCAAGGAGCGUGAAGUGCGCGAAGCCCGUGAGCGAGAGGAACUGAGACAGAAGGACGAGGCUAUACAACGCGAGGAGGAAAGGAAACGGUUCGAGAGGGAUCGGCAAGAGGCGAAGGACCGUGAAGUCCGGGAAGCCAUCAGGCGAAGGGAGCGGGAGGCUCGUGAAGCCCGCGAAGCACAAGAACAGAGGGAUCGGGAGGAGCGCCUCGAGCAGCUUCGGCGAGAAGACGAGGAGAUGGAAAAGGAGAAGGAGAGGCUUGCGCGCAAGGAAACACCGUAUGCGAUGCCAAAGGUUGGCGAAAGGACCAGCUUGUGGCCAAAUGGCAGACCACCUUCGAUUGCUACUCCUUCGGCCACCGCCUCGCAGACUUCUCAUGCUUCCACCGCUCGUACUUCGACCCCGCGCGCAUCGCCCGCGCCACCACACUCGCCCACAAAAUCGCCUAAUCCAGCGGCAGCGAGGACGGCAUCGCCAAAGCCCGCACCCCCCAGACCAGCUUCGAGUGCAACAGGCACUGCUGACGAGUACUCCUACCGGCCAUACGACAAGCCUAAAAACCCUGCCGCGGCCCGUAAAAAGUCGAUCUCGGAUCUCUCAGAGGACUCGUACGCUCAGUCUGCCACCACCAACAACACCAGCCCUCCGCCUUCGAUGCGGGCUCCAUACCACACUGACGAUCCUGGCAAGAUCGUCAUCAAGGCCGUAUAUAACUUCGUCAACCACUUUUCGAAAACCCCUGCCUCGCAGCUUAUCUCCGGCGUCGGCACCGUAACCGACGGGCUCAUCCUUCGCAUCUCGACCGCAGGUCUUUUCGUGGAUGACGAUGUGCGCGGCGUUGCCCAACGAGAGUGGGACAUCAAGGCCUGGACCCUUAAGCAGGUCGAAGUCUGGUGUCCUGUGCUCGCUGCUAGCUCCGCUAACGGCACAGGGGUUGCCUCGGGGGCCAUCCCAGCCUCACACCCGCUCUUCAAAAUGAUGCCCACAAGCAGCGCCAUGCGCCGCGCGGCCGAGAAGGCUGCUACCAGGGCGUUCAAUGGCGAGGAGGCUGUAGCCUACCUGAACGAAUUAGGUACCUGCUGCAGUACGAACUGCCGGUUGGGCCUGAAUGCUAAUAGCUCGGGCUCUUCGGCGACUGGGUCGGCUGCUUCGCAAGAGGCGGACGGAUGGAAGUUCCGAGGUCUGCAUCUCCUUCGAACAUCGAUUCGCGAUCAAGAAGGCAAACGUUUCUUGUUUGUCGUCGGCGAAGAGGAGGCGUGGAAGAUUGCAAAGGGUCUUCAGUCGCUUCGGAGCGGUAGCCAGGCACGGGCUGUCGCGGUUUCCGGCUUCAGUGGGAUUGAGGCCAAGGGCAUUCUUGAAACACUGGGUUGGAGUUAGUAUGUCCGGACCUGAAAUGUUUGAAUAAUGUCGAUAUCAGUUGGCGAUGAUGUGAAGGAUAUUGAGCGGUUUGACUUUGUUGAUGUUUGGUUGUCCUGUCAGUUGAGCGAUAUACCCAAAUCUUUGGCUGGCAAGUUUCUGCUUGGGGAGAAGAUGGGCAUUUAAGGGAGAAAUACGAUGCUGUGUAUUUGUAUUUGGAAGGAAUGUUCGAGUGAUGAUCUGGCUGCGAGGCAACCCCACACACAUUCCAGUAAACAUGAGACAUGACUUCAUGCUACAUCUGGUACUUGACUAAAGAACUUUCUUGAAAUAAGAUACCAUCUCAACGUCAAGUUAAUUGAUCAUGGACGCUGUCGACUAAUGGGGUCACACCAACUUGCCGGUCCGAAGUGCUCAUUUAUAUGUAUCUCAAAGUCUCAAC
Neurospora crassa OR74A is the source of this 3683-nucleotide messenger RNA. RefSeq lists its product as hypothetical. The transcript is spliced from 2 exons. The record is from RefSeq and is a predicted model, not a curated record. The coding region runs from base 503 to 3262 and encodes 919 amino acids. Lineage: Eukaryota; Fungi; Ascomycota; Sordariomycetes; Sordariales; Sordariaceae.